CUUCUACUACCACCACCCAGAAUUUGACCGUUGGAGAAGGAUCUCUCUUUUUGCAAAAAAAAGAAAAACUAAUUUAAAAGAUUUAUAAGCUUCUUCUGCAAUCUUCUCCUCCUUCGGUUGUUUCGUUUUCUCUUUAUAUCAAACUGUGAUUGAUCAGAGAGAAGAACCAAGAGGGAGAAAAUGGAAUCGCCACAGAAAACGAAAACCGGUUUAAACCUCCCCGCGGGUAUGAACCAGACCUCGUUACGUCUCGAGACGUUCUCGAGCUCGUUCCGCGGCAUCUCGACUCUCUCCUCCCCCUCCAAAUCAACCUGCAGCGACAGGUUCAUCCCCUGCAGAUCUUCCUCGAGGCUCCACGCUUUCGAUCUGCAGGACAAGGAACCAACGACGGCGACGACGCCGGUGAAAGAGGGAGGGAACGAAGCUUACUCCAGGCUUUUGAAAUCUGAGCUUUUCGGAUCUGAUUUCGUUUCUCCUUUGUCUCCUGCAGGUGGUGGUGGUGCUUCUUCUCCGAUGAGUCCGUGUACUCCUAACAUGCUGAGAUUCAAGACGGAUCGUUCCAAUUCGAGUCCUUGCUCUCCCUUCUCUCCUUCCAUCCUCGGCAACGACAAUGGUCUCUCUAGUGACUCCUCUCCUCCUAAGCCUCCUCGCAAGGUUCCUAAAACUCCUCAUAAGGUAUUGGAUGCACCUUCUUUGCAAGAUGACUUCUACUUGAACGUUGUGGACUGGAGCUCACAGAAUGUUCUUGCGGUUGGGCUUGGUACUUGUGUCUAUCUCUGGACUGCUUCUAACAGCAAAGUGACGAAGUUAUGUGACCUGGGACCUAAUGAUAGCGUGUGCUCGCUUCAGUGGACACGUGAGGGUUCUUAUAUAUCUGUCGGUACAAGUCAUGGUCAAGUUCAGGUUUGGGAUGGAACACAGUGCAAGAGAGUCCGGACUAUGGGAGGUCAUCAAACGAGAACUGGUGUCUUGGCCUGGAACUCAAGGAUCUUAUCAUCAGGGAGCAGAGACAGAAACAUCCUUCAACACGAUAUACGAGUCCAGAGCGAUUAUGUCAGCAAACUCGUGGGACACAAAUCUGAGGUCUGCGGCCUGAAAUGGUCUCAUGAUGAUAGAGAGCUUGCGUCUGGAGGCAACGAUAAUCAGUUAUUAGUGUGGAACAAUCAUUCACAACAACCUAUUCUGAAGUUGACUGAGCAUACAGCAGCGGUUAAGGCAAUUACAUGGUCUCCUCAUCAGAGCAGCCUCCUUGCUUCAGGAGGUGGGACGGCAGACAGGUGCAUUAGAUUCUGGAACACGACGAAUGGACAUCAGAUAAACAGCAUCGACACUGGAAGCCAGGUCUGCAAUCUGGCGUGGAGCAAGAAUGUCAAUGAGAUAGUGAGCACUCACGGGUACUCUCAGAACCAAAUCAUGCUCUGGAAGUAUCCAUCCAUGGCAAAGGUUGCAACGCUUACAGGGCACAGUAUGAGAGUACUUUACUUGGCUACAUCACCUGAUGGCCAGACUAUAGUGACCGGAGCAGGAGAUGAGACCCUGCGGUUUUGGAAUGUCUUCCCUUCAGUGAAAAUGCAGACACCGGUGAGGGACACAGGCCUCUGGUCAUUAGGGAGGACACAAAUCCGAUAACAGCCAUGAAAUUUGUUAUUCGUUUCUGUAUGACAGAGACUUACACUACUGCACAGAGAGACCGAUAGAAAAGCUGCAAUGUAUUCCGCAAAAUGUGCAUUCUAUUUUAUUUUAUUCUUUUGUGAUCAUUUGUAAAAACUAAAACUUUUUUAAACAAAGAGUUACCUAUUGGACUGAAAUGUUUUUUUUUAUUUUGUUUAUGAAUGAAAUCUCUGGCAAUUCAAGUA
This is a messenger RNA of Raphanus sativus (radish), 1856 nucleotides long. Its product is annotated as protein FIZZY-RELATED 3. NCBI's taxonomy places the organism in Eukaryota, Viridiplantae, Streptophyta, Magnoliopsida, Brassicales, Brassicaceae. Gene Ontology annotation, molecular function: ubiquitin ligase activator activity; anaphase-promoting complex binding; protein binding. The transcript is spliced from 7 exons. Gene Ontology annotation, biological process: positive regulation of anaphase-promoting complex-dependent catabolic process; positive regulation of ubiquitin protein ligase activity; anaphase-promoting complex-dependent catabolic process. The coding region runs from base 181 to 1629 and encodes 482 amino acids. The record is from RefSeq and is a predicted model, not a curated record. Gene Ontology annotation, cellular component: anaphase-promoting complex.